AUGGAGUUGAGCAUCAGUUCUCUGGUGGCUUUGAUUCUCUUCUGGGGUUCUCUGUGUGUCAAAUCUAAAACUGCAGCACACAGAAACCCUCAAGAGUCGCUGCAGACUCUGAUGAGCUCUCAAAUAAACCGUCUGCAGGUCAGACCUGAAAACUCAGCUCACAUUCAUCCAGGACAAAAGCUGACGCUUCGGUGCCAAAGUCAAGGAGAUGAAGUGCUGGUGCAGUUUUGGCAGACACCUUUUGGUCUGUUUGACAGCUGUAACCACCAAAACAAAGACCCAGUGUACACAUGCAAUGGCACUUUGAAGAUUUCAAGAGCCACAUCCAGCCAUGAUGGACUCUAUUACUGUGUCCAUCUGGACAAGAUGAGCAAAACAAUUGUGCCUUAUAGAGUUAACGUAGUUCCCAUCAAGAAACGGCAGAGGAAGACCAGGGAGGCAGGGGUUUACAGCGACACGGUGUCAGAAAGCCAUUUUGCGGCAGCUGUGGCAUCAUCAGUAAUCGUGAGCUUUUUAGUAGCCUUCACACUCGGUGCAUUCAGUAGAUCCUACGUGAUGAAGUGCCUACGAACGAUAAGGGCCCGCAUGCCUCAUAGAAAACACAAUCACAUUAAUGGACAGAAGAACUUACAAACCACCAGAGCACAAACUGACACAGUGUUCUUCCAUAAAAACCAAACCGCUGGAGAAGACACUGUGGACACUGGUUUGGUUGCUCGGGAACGCAUGGAUGUUGAUAAUGCGGACGCUAUUGGAAAUGUUAUAAACGAGUCAAAUGAGCCUCAGAGUUGUGAAGGAGAAGAACAAACCCCACAGUUGAGAUCAGCAGCUAGUCCACAUCCAAAGAAGAAGAGCCGCGUCAUUAAAGUCUACAACUAUGAUGAAGAAGGGGCUCCAUACAGCCAUAUCAAAGACUCAGGGAUGGAGGGUGAAGACGAGGUCACUGACGCGCGACUCAAUGCAAUCAUGAAACAGUCUGAAGCUCUUAAAAUCAACCCAGACAGUCGACUGACGGCCAGACGAUUCAAGCGGAUGAAGACAGUGUUUCAGCUUCAGCAGGAGACACUGGAGACUCACAAACAGGCCGAGGGACACAUUUAUGACACACUGAAAACACUGUAUUUGUGUUUCCUUUUAAAGUAA
Messenger RNA from Sinocyclocheilus anshuiensis, 1143 nucleotides. RefSeq lists its product as uncharacterized. NCBI's taxonomy places the organism in Eukaryota, Metazoa, Chordata, Actinopteri, Cypriniformes, Cyprinidae. Bases 1 to 1143 code for a protein of 380 amino acids. The record is from RefSeq and is a predicted model, not a curated record. The transcript is spliced from 3 exons.